AUGACAAGAUGUUUACUUGGCAGACCAGCCAUAGAAGCUCUGCAAGUAAUCAAACACUGUGAGACAGUACACGAAGGUGCAAGUAAUCUGGUUGAGGUGGCUGAUGUGCAAGCUGAAUUCCCAAAUUUGUUUAAGGGCCUUGGAAAGAUGAAAGAAGGGUACACUAUCUGUCUGAAAUCAGAUACAAAGCCUUUUGCCCUGUCGACUCCCAGACGAAUACCUAUCCCUUUGAUGAAGAAAGUGGAGGAUGAACUGCUGAAAAUGCAAGUGGAGGGAGUAAUUUCGAAAGUAGAUCAACCCACUGAUUGGUGUUCAGGAAUGGUCAUUGUUCCUAAGUCUAAUGGUUGCGUGAGAGUUUGUGUUGAUAUGUCCAAACUCAAUGAGAGUGUAAAAAGAGGAAGAAUGGUAUUACCUUCAGUAGAACACACUCUAGCUCAGUUACAAGGAGCUCGCGUUUUCAGUAAGCUCGAUGCGAAUAGUGGCUUUUGGCAGAUUGCCAUUUGGUAUAACAUUGGCACCAGAGCUAUUCCAAAAACAAUGUCAGAGACACUCAACGGUUUGCCAGGAACUCUGUGCUUGAUGGAUGAUAUUCUUGUCUAUGGGAAAACACAAGCAGAACAUGAGCAACAUCUUCGGAAAGUCCUAGAUAGAGUACAACAAGCCGGUCUUACGCUUAACCAAGAGAAGUGUAUAAUUUCAACAAACACAGUGAAAUUCUUAGGUCAUGUCGUCGAUCAUACAGGUAUCAGAAGUGAUCCAGACAAAGUUAAUGCAAUUAAGGAGAUGCCAGAGCCGUCGACGCCUACAGAAGUCAGGAGAUUAUUAGGCAUGGUAAACCAACUGGGAAAGUUUCUCCCAAGAUUAGCUAAGGAAACAGAUCCAUUGAGAGCCUUGAUUACCUCCAAGUCAGAGUGGAUGUGGGGAGACAGUCAACAGCUUGCUUUUGAAACAAUGAAAGAAGAUCUGUCUCAACCACCAGUUUUAGCUUUAUAUUCUCCAACCAGACCAACAGCUGUGUCUGCAGAUGCGUCAGCAUAUGGUCUAGGAGCAGUUAUUCGACAGAACCAAGACAAUGGAGAAUGGAAACCAAUUGCAUACGCAUCAAGAGAGCAACAAGAUGCAGAUGAAACAAGCUACCAGCUGAAGCAAUUCUGCAGGAAUGGAUGGCCGCCCAAACAUAAGCUUAAAGGAGAUAUCAAGAAAUUCUGGGCAGUUUCAUCAGAACUGUCUGUGGAAGAUGGCCUAUUACUACGUGGUAGCCGACUGGUUAUCCCUACCUCAAUGCAAGCAGAGAUUCUGCAUAAGCUUCAUUUGGGACACCUUGGCAUUACCAAAUGUAGAGAGAGAGCAUGUUCAGCAGUUUGGUGGCCAGGAAUUACAUCACAAUUACAAGAUAAGAUUGAACAGUGUUCAAUAUGCAACAAACAACGUCCUAUACCAGUCGAACCCUUGUUGCCAACUGUUUUUCCUAGUCGAUUGUGGCAAACGUUGGGCACUGAUUUGUUUGAAUGGAGAGGGAAGUCUUUUCUACUAGUCGUGGAUUAUUAUUCCAGAUACCCUGAAGUCGUUUCCUUGUCAAGCACAUCUUCCAAAGAAGUAAUAGACAAGAUGAAAGCCAUGUUUGCUCGACACGGCAUACCAGAUGAGGUCAGAUCGGAUAAUGGUCCUCAGUAUGCCUCUGAUAUAUUCGCAAAGUUUGCAAAAAAGUACGACUUUGUGCACACAACGAGUAGUCCGAGAUAUCCCCAAUCGAAUGGAGAAGCUGAACGAAUGGUACAGACUAUGAAGAAACUACUAAUGAAGAGUGAUGAUCCUUACCAGGGAUUGUUGUCUUAUCGUUCAGCCCCUCUGUCAAAUGGAUAUUCUCCGGCAGAAUUACUAAUGGGUAGGCAACUGAGAAGUUUUGUCCCAACCACACUAGCUACUCUUUUACCUAAACGUGUCCCCUACAGAGAUAUACAAGUCAAAGAACAAGUUCAGAGACAGAAGACAAAGGAGAGAUUUGACAAACACCAUAGAGUCAAAGAAUUACCACCAUUAUCUCAAGGAGAAAAAGUUUGGAUUCCUGAUAGAACAGAGAGAGGGUCAAUUUUACAACAGUCUAAAACACCAAGAUCGUAUACAGUAGCAGCACCAUCAGAAGAAUUUCGUAGAAACAGAAGACACAUAGUCAGAGAUCAUCAACAAAAAGAACCAGUACCAGAAGACCAGAAGACUGAAAUGAAGAAAGAAGAACCAACAGAAAGUACAGUGCAACAUCCACCUUCAAUACAAGCAGGUCUAACAACAACAAGAAGUGGUCGAGCUGUCAAGCCACCGCAGAAACUAGACUUAUAG
Corticium candelabrum is the source of this 2337-nucleotide messenger RNA. RefSeq lists its product as uncharacterized. The record is from RefSeq and is a predicted model, not a curated record. The transcript has 3 exons. The coding region runs from base 1 to 2337 and encodes 778 amino acids. Gene Ontology annotation, molecular function: nucleic acid binding. Gene Ontology annotation, biological process: DNA integration. NCBI's taxonomy places the organism in Eukaryota, Metazoa, Porifera, Homoscleromorpha, Homosclerophorida, Plakinidae.